UCCCUAACGGUAUCCCGGAUCUUCUUCGGCGCUCCCGGCGCCCGGAAGGAGAUAGCGCUGUGGGAGGACAGACGGAUGGGCGAGUCACGGAAGUGGCUGAAGGGGACAAGCCAAUCACAGCGCUGCCCCCUCGCGCUCGCCGGAGAAAGCCCGGUAGGAGGGUACAGCCGCCUCAGCCGGCGUGCGUCAGGGGUGCCCAUGCGCAGUGGGUGCACGGGAGGUUCUCUCACUGCUGCCAGUGCUGGAAGGGACCUGUGGAGGUCUGAGUUUUUGUGGUAUGGUGAAGGUACAGGGUAGGGGCAGCCGCGGCAAGGCAAGCAAAGGAUGAGCAGAAACCACUUGCUUCUGGAGUCAAGAUUUUCUUGAUAAAGCCUUCAGCCUUCUUCGAAAUUCAAAUGUACAGAAAAGCUGAGGGAAGAAGAUGUUGCAAGAUAACCUUAUCAUUGGCUACUGAUUGGGAAAGAGAACUGAAUUUCUUUUGAAGUAUUUGGAGGUCUGAGUCAUGGGACUUAGAGCCCUUGAAUACUAGAACUAUUUGGAUCUGUAUUGUGCCUGCUCUGCUUGUGACUGGGGCCUGAGUGUGCUUCCUUCUGCAGCAGCCCAGGGAUAUACCCUGCUCAGGUUGUGCCAGCAACAGGAAGAACAACCCCUCUGCAGCCUUCACAGCUCCUGCAAGCUGAGACACCAAGACCAGAAAUAUACCCUUCUGACAAAAUCUUGAUUUUUAAAGAGGACCCAGUAUUUGGAAUGAGAAUAUUGUGAUCAUGAGUCAACAGGGUUAUGUUGCAGCUCCUUCAUAUUCCCAAUCCCAGACAGGAAUAGGAGGCUUUUCUUCAGGUUUUGGACCACCUAAUUCUUCACUUCAUUAUGGGCAUUAUGGGGACCCUAACUCCUCCUGCUCAGCACCUCAACCAGGUGUGCCAAAAUCAACUGUGCCUUUUGGAUCCUCAGCUUCUGUUGGGUCUCCACCACCUGGUACACAUCAAUUCAGCCAGACCAGCUUUCAGAAUGGGCCCAGUACACCAGGGCAACAAUUACAUAGGUUUCAAGGCCCUCCACCUCCAUGCAACUCAAGACUUUCCUAUACUCCCUACAGUCAUCAGUCACAACCAGCCUACCCAAAUACGACAUCCACUUCAUCUACAACACAACUUGCUAACAAGCUCGACAGUAUGCAGAUAAAUAGCUACGGUCCUGGUGCUACUCCAAGCCUUACGUCUUCUGGGCAUCCAGCAUCUUUUCAGGGUCAACUAUCACCUCCACCAGCCCAGCAGCAAGUUGCUUUACCACCUGGAUCACAGGUUCCUCCACCAGCAAAUAAUCUUAAUGGCCUUUGUGCUCAACCAUCGUUGCCUCCUAUAGCCAGACAAGAUGGAAUCCCUGGACCUGUCUCCCCAAAUCCUAACUUGCAGCAGCUUUCAGCACAGGCUUCAGGACCUGGAUAUCAUCCUCAGCAAUCAAACUGUGGUCCUCAGAUGGCAGGGUCUCAACUGUCUUAUCCUGGUGCUUUUUCUGGGGGUCCAGCACAUCUCUCAGGCCCACAGCAGAAGAAGCUUGAUCCUGACUCUAUUCCCAGCCCAAUUCAAGUAAUUGAAAAUGAUAAGGCUUCUAGAGGAGGGCAGAUCUAUGCUACAAACGCAAGAGGACAGGUUCCUCCUCUUGUCACCACAGACUGCGUAAUCCAUGACCAAGGCCAUGCCAGCCCUCGUUACAUCCGAUGUACUACCUACUGCUUCCCGUUGUCUUCAGAUAUGGCCAAACAGGCUCGUAUUCCACUGGCAGCUGUCAUCCAACCAUUUGCUGUCAUUCCACCAAAUGAGACUCCUCUUUAUGUUGUAAACCAUGGUGAGACUGGACCAAUCCGAUGCAAUCGGUGCAAAGCUUAUAUGUGUCCCUUCAUGCAGUUUAUUGAAGGUGGAAGGAGAUACCAGUGUGGAUUUUGCAACUGUGUAAAUGAUGUCCCUCCAUUCUUCUUUCAACAUCUGGACCACACUGGCCAGCGGGUAGACCACUAUGAAAGGCCUGAGCUAUCUUUGGGAUCUUAUGAAUAUGUUGCUACUUUGGAUUAUUGCCGAAACAACAAGCCUCCAAAGCCACCAGCUUAUAUCUUCAUGAUUGAUGUAUCGUACAGGAACAUCAAGAGUGGUCUGGUUAAACUCAUAUGUGAUGAGCUGAAGACCCUUCUAGAUAAACUUCCAAGAGAAGAGCAAGAGGAGUCCUCAGCAAUUCAAGUUGGUUUUGUCACUUAUAACAAGGUCCUCCACUUCUUUAAUGUCAAAAGCAGCUUAGCUCAGCCUCAGAUGAUGGUGGUCUCUGAUGUCGGAGAAGUUUUUGUUCCUUUGCUGGAUGGUUUCCUUGUUAACUUCCAGGAUUCACGAUCUGUUGUUAUCAACUUGUUGGACCAGAUUCCAGAGAUGUUUGCAGACACUAAUGAGAGUGAGACCAUCUUUGCUCCUGUUAUCCAGGCUGGCAUGGAGGCACUAAAGGCUGCAGAAUGUGCUGGAAAAUUGUUUAUUUUUCAUUCUUCAUUGCCAACUGCGGAAGCACCAGGGAAGCUGAGGAACAGAGAUGACAAAAAAAUACUCAAUACAGAUAAAGAAAAGACACUCUUCCAGCCCCAAGUAAAUUCUUAUGAACCCUUAGCAAGGGAUUGUGUGGCCCAUGGCUGCUGCGUGAAUUUAUUCCUCUUCCCAAAUCAGUAUGUGGACAUAGCCUCCAUGGGUCUUGUCACACUGUACACUGGAGGAACACUGUACAAGUACAACAAUUUCCAGCUCGAUGCCGACAGCCCCCGGUUCUUAAGUGACCUCCGGAAGGACAUAGAAAAAAAGACCGGAUUUGAUGCAAUAAUGAGGGUUCGAACAAGUACAGGCUUCAGGGCUACAGACUUUUUUGGUGCCAUUUACAUGAACAACACCACAGAUGUAGAGAUGGCAGCAGUUGACUGUGACAAGGCAGUGACAGUAGAGUUCAAACAUGAUGACAAACUGAAUGAAGACAGUGGAGCCUUAAUUCAGUGUGCUGUCCUUUACACGUCCAUAAGUGGGCAAAGAAGACUUCUCAUACACAAUAUAGGUUUGAAUUGUAGCUCCCAGUUAGCGGAUGUCUACAAGAGCUGUGAGACAGAUGCACUUAUCAACUUCUUUGCUAAGUCAGCUUUUAAGGCCAUUCUAAGCCAACCGCUAAAGAUGGUCAGAGAGAUGCUGAUGAACCAUACAGCUCACAUGCUGGCGUGUUACAGGAAGAACUGUGCCAGCCCGUCAGCAGUAAGCCAGCUUGUUCUUCCAGAUGCAAUGAAGGUGCUCCCUGUGUACAUGAACUGCCUGUCCAAGAGCUGCGUGCUAGUUGGUAGGCCAGAAAUUCCAACCGACGAGCGAGCUUACUAUCGCCAGCUGGUCACUUCUAUGGGUGUAGCUGACACGCAGUUGUUUUUCUAUCCCCAACUUCUGCCAGUUAACAGCCUGGAUCUGAAGAGUGAUGCCAUCCCAGCUGCCCUCCGCUGCUCUGAGGAGCGUCUCUCGGAAGGAGGGGCCUUCCUUCUGACCAACGGUCUGAUUAUGUUCCUGUGGCUGGGAGUCAAUGUACCCCCAGAGCUCAUCCAGGGGCUUUUCAAUGUGCCAUCCUUUGCACACAUCAACGCGGAGGCUACAUCACUGCCUGACCUGGACAAUCCAUAUUCUAAGAAAUUUAAGUCAGUACUGAAGCAUAUCCAGAACCAAAAGCCCUAUGCUAUGAAGUUUAUGAUAGUGAAACAAAAGGAGCAACCAGAGAUGCUUUUCCAACAGUUCCUAGUAGAAGACAAGAGUAUUUAUGGAGGAGCAUCAUACGUGGAUUUCUUAUGCUGUGUUCACAAGGAGAUCUGCCAGCUGCUCCGUUAAGGAAACUUAAGUAUAAUGUGUAAGCUUCUUUUGGAUUUUGCAAGAGGGACAGGCCUUGCUGACUGAAAGCUGGCCCACAGCUCCACUGUCCCCAGGCAUCCUGCUGUGCUUUAGGGAAUCCUGCUUGUGCCUCUUUUGCACGGUCUCAUUUCACACAACCUCUCACUGAGUAUUUAGCUUACUUAGAAUAGGAAGUUCUCCACUCAGGUAUUAGUCUUUUGGGAGUCCUGACUCUUUCUGUAAGUGAGUUGCCAGAUAUCAAACUCAAUGCUUAAGAGCAUAUGGUAUGCAGUUAUUAAAAUGCAAUUAUUCCUUUUGAUAGUCUGAAGUUGUACUAGAGCCAGGAAAGAUGCUAGAAAUCUAUACAGAAGUGGAAAAAAAUAUAUACCUUUUCUGAGAGCAUUCAGCUGACAGAUUUGCAGUAAUCAUGUAAUUCAGUUUAAGUACUUCAGCGUCUUUCAUGUAAAGCUAAACCCUAAAAAAUAAUGCCCUUUUUUCUGGAAGAGAGCUCUGGGUAACCUUCCACAGUUGGGCUUGUCCAGAACCCAAAAAUGCUUCUGUUUAUAACUGGGCUUGAGUAAGUUUAACAGCAAUGGCCCACAGGAAUACCAAUGAUCAAACAAUCCUUUUGCUAAGUUUAGCAGAUAAUGCGACACUAACAUGGUACAAUUCUCUAGUCUUAAGGGCAACGAUUAAUUUAGCAUACUAUUUAAUUACAUUUUCAGAAUUGAACACGUUAGGUUUUAUUUGUAUGUUGCUAACUUAAAUAUUCCUAAUAGAGCUUAGAUAAGCAUCUGUCCCUCAAAAUCUCAGUGGCGGGUUAACUCUAAGAGAGUUGACACAUUACGCAAAGGUUACUUGUAGUGCUAUAAACAGAAAGCCUCUGGUUUAAUACCAGUUCUGUUACAGCAACCUCCACUCACAUGACUGAUGCAUUCAAAAGUCACCGCUUUGAAAAAUAAGCCUCUGCUAACAUCACUAUUUAAGGUAGAAUUUAGAAAGCUGGAGUCUUGGGAAGAGCUGUUUACCUCAUAUCUGAGGUAAACUCAUAUCUGAGUAUCCUUCAUCAGUCUAUAUAUAUCUUUAUGACCAAUGCCUCUGCAUGAGAGGUUUCAACUCUGCCAAACUUGAGAAGCUACAGCUACAAAAAUCAAAGAAAACAAAAAAAUUCUCAAAAGGCUUAGAUUUGGGCCUCAAAAAAAAAAAAAAAGAAAAAGUGCCUUUCAUCAUGUUGGCAUUGCUACUUAGUUUAAUCAUUUUAAUAUCCAAUGAGCAGUCAAGAUGCACAUUUUUUGAUUUGACAGCUUAUCAAUUUGACAGCUUAGAUGUAUUCUUGUGCAUCGUCUGCACAUUCUGAAAGUAAGUGGCUAUAUUACAAAGGGAUCCUUGGACUGAACUUAGCUGCCAAGGCAAGUACUUUUUAGCUAAAGAUGUUACCCUGUAAAAUGUAUCUGUUGCCAUUCUGAAUCAGUGUACUUUGUAUAAUGACACCAACAUCUCUCUCUGUAAAGAAAUAAACAAUUAUUAAAUAUUGUCAUCGUUCAGGAGUUUAAUAUUUCAGAUUCUACGUUAGGGUUUUUAUGCUAUCAGCUUCUGCCAAAAGGUGCUGCUGAGCACAGAAGACCUCAGAUCAAAUAACUGCAAUGUCAAGCAAAAGCAGAUCUGUCUCUGGAUUGCACAGUCAUUUGCUGUUCUUCAGUAAGUAGGAAGAUUUUACACAUAUUUUUCUGAGAUGUUAGGUAAAGUGAAGUGACAUCUGUCUGUUUUCUCCCAGAUUUGAGGUCUUCUGUGUUCAAUCAUAAGUCUUGCGCUAUUUUUGUACACUUUUUUCCCAGGGCACAUUUCUACCAGUUUCCAUUUCUGUAUUUCAUUUUUCUGUGGAAGGUCUCAUGUUUUUCAGCUGUUACCUGGAAAUCUGUGGUGCUUGAACUGACCACCCCUUAGGUUUGAAUUUUGGGACAGACUGCUCCUGUCAGAUAGCAGUUUGCCACCAGUGUGUUUUGUGUAGCCUUUUUUUGUAGUGCUGCGGUGUUUUGCUGCCACUUAAUAGAUUGGUAUGGCAAAUGACACUGAGAAUAAUCUCUGACAAAAAAUGGAGUAUUAAAAAAAAGCUGCUGAGUAA
Messenger RNA from Melopsittacus undulatus (budgerigar), 6000 nucleotides. It is a transcript of the gene SEC24D, whose product is annotated as SEC24 homolog D, COPII coat complex component. Lineage: Eukaryota; Metazoa; Chordata; Aves; Psittaciformes; Psittaculidae. The record is from RefSeq and is a predicted model, not a curated record. Bases 765 to 3878 code for a protein of 1037 amino acids. Gene Ontology annotation, molecular function: SNARE binding; zinc ion binding. Gene Ontology annotation, cellular component: COPII vesicle coat; endoplasmic reticulum exit site. The transcript is spliced from 27 exons. Gene Ontology annotation, biological process: COPII-coated vesicle cargo loading; endoplasmic reticulum to Golgi vesicle-mediated transport; intracellular protein transport.